Somion occarium is the source of this 1016-nucleotide messenger RNA. NCBI's taxonomy places the organism in Eukaryota, Fungi, Basidiomycota, Agaricomycetes, Polyporales, Cerrenaceae. The record is from the annotation of a GenBank genome assembly.
UACAUUCCUUUCCAACACACACUAGAAACCUCGACAUUAGAUCGAAGGUAUAACGACCGAGCUUUCCUGUAGUGAUCAGCUGCAGAAUGGCUCAGCUUGCAACUGCUCAGUUCCUGCAGCAUCUGCGAUCUUUAUAUCCGCACCAAUCUGGAAGUCCAGAUACCCCUAGCGCUAUCGUUGGUCAGCCAUGGUAUCUGAUUGCUGCUGUAGCAUUCAGUGCCAGCAACAAGCCGGAUGCUACAGCUGUAGUCUUCCAGUACGUCCUGAAUGACCUGGAAAAGGUGGAAUUUGCUGCGGAGAAGGAUCGACACGCGGCGAGACUUGCAGUAGCUAGAAGAAUAAGGGAGGCAGUUUUACAAUCUGGUCUACUCAGCGGGUACGCACGAGCCAUAAACAGCUUGGUAGCUUUGCACGGCGUGACUCCGCCGGAGCUGCGAGAGCAGACGACUAUUCGAAAUACAAAUCAGCACAUCACUGACUAUGCAGAGAAUGGUAAGCGUCUCUUCAAAGCAAUGUACGGCGAUACCGCAGAACAUGUGCAAACUCUGUUGGACGAAAUCUAUCCAGAUAUGGGUGAGCAACUGAGCAAUAUCUCCUUCAGCCUGAACUUUGGAGCCGAUCACGAGAAUACAGGGUGGUUCUCAAAUACCGUUGGUUAUGGUAUAACGUACAGGGGAACAAACGUACUGUCCCAAGUUGAGACCUCCUACGUGAUCGCCACUGCAAACAUUUGCAUGGAUACUCCUCGUCAAAUUGCCUGGCACCUAGCGAACGCUAGGCACGGAGGCGCCACGGUGGAACAAGCAAAAGCAGUCAGAGAGAUAGCAAUGGAAGUUGCGUCCGCGGCCGGUAUACAGUGGACUGAAGCGGUUCCUGAGGUAUGAUUUGGGGGAUUUUGGAGACAUCUAAAGGAGGUUCGGGUGUUUGUACGCAGAGACCAGUUAAAGAAUACCACAAGUGUAGCCGUAGUACCUGUUGCACCCGUACAUGGAAGAUUAAUGAGACCCAAUAGUCAG